Benincasa hispida (wax gourd) is the source of this 873-nucleotide messenger RNA. RefSeq lists its product as uncharacterized. The record is from RefSeq and is a predicted model, not a curated record. NCBI's taxonomy places the organism in Eukaryota, Viridiplantae, Streptophyta, Magnoliopsida, Cucurbitales, Cucurbitaceae.
UCAAAUUCAAAAUCUCCAUUCCAUCUCAAUAAUAAUCCAUAAAUCGAAAAUUUUCAUUUACCUUUCCAUUUCCGAUUUCUUCAAGCAUGGGACAAGCCACACCGGAACGCGGCGGCUCCACCUCCAUCUCCAUAUCCGGUGGUGGUUCUGUUCUGGCGACGCCUAGGCGAGCGGCGGCGACUUUGCUCAUCUCUUUAUCGACUCUGGUAGCGCUCUGUGCGAAGCAAGCGAACAGAGCAUCAAAAAAGCUUCAAACCAAACUGAAAUCGAAGCAAUUACCUCGAUUAGAGUUACGAUCACCGCAGCUCCGGCCGAAACGGUUUCUGAAGAACAUAAGCAACACGGCGAUCACGUUGAUUCAUAAGAAGAAGAAUAAGCACGGCGGCGGCAAUACAGAAGAGGAGUGGGGAGACGGCGGAGUCUGGCAGAAGGCGAUCUUGAUGGGGGAUAAGUGUGAGCCGUUGGAUUUCUCGGGCGUAAUUUAUUACGAUAGUAACGGGAAGCAGCUGAACGAAGUGCCUUUACGAUCGCCACGUGCCAGUCCGUUGCCUGCCUUUCUUGCAACCAGUCACCACCAGGUAUACUGAGUCGAACGGAGCUUCAGUAUCUUAACGUCACGCGCGGGUGAUUUCAGGUAGGUUACCAAAGCAUGUGAUUGGAUGAGAAUUGGGGAUGUGCCUUGGUUUUUAUUUUGGCCCCUUUUUUUUUUUUUUUUUUUUUUGCAAAUCUCUCUUUUGUAUAGUAUAUAGAGUGAAAGUAAUUUUGUUGAGUGUAUGUAAAAUAUACUAUGUUUUGUUCCAUCUAGUUCUUCUAGCUUGACCAUCUGAGCAUAUAUCAGAUCGUGAUAUCAACUCGGUCGAUAGUUUAAUCUCU